Messenger RNA from Penaeus indicus, 4740 nucleotides. RefSeq names its product MAM and LDL-receptor class A domain-containing protein 1-like. Gene Ontology annotation, cellular component: membrane. The transcript has 27 exons. Bases 1 to 4740 code for a protein of 1579 amino acids. The record is from RefSeq and is a predicted model, not a curated record. Gene Ontology annotation, molecular function: protein binding. NCBI's taxonomy places the organism in Eukaryota, Metazoa, Arthropoda, Malacostraca, Decapoda, Penaeidae.
AUGACCGUCCUCGCAGAAGGUGGCUGGCAGGUGGAAUUCAGAGUCACUGUUGGAAAUGACAACGGCUUUGUUGGCAUCGAUGACGUCAUUCUGAGUCCCGAAGCCUGUCCCGAUCCUGUUUCCUGUGACUUCGAAGAUGGCAGUUGCUUGUGGCAGAACUUCGGGGGAAAUAGUUGGAUCACGGGCCGCGUAACCGACGACCCGAGCCAGUCUCCUGCCUUGGGUUUCGCUCCGCCGUACGACCACACGACCGGGACGCCCUAUGGCCACUACCUGUACUUCUACGAUGCCGCGGACUUGCCUGCAGAAGCGAUCACGGCCACCGUCCUUUCCGAAGUCUUCAGCGUCCAACGGCAGUCUUGUUUCUCCUUUUGGAUUCAUAUGUUUGGUGAUAAGGUUGGUCGGCUCACCCUGAAGACCAUACAAGACCAGGGCACCCUAGUCCUUAAAACAAUAGAGGGCUCACAAGGACUUCGCUGGAAAAACAUACAGAUCGAAUUAAGCGUCACUCCCGACCACUGGCUAUCCUUCACGGCAGAGGGCGUUGCUGGCCACACCAACGUUGUAGCAAUAGAUGAUAUUUCACUCUAUGCAGGACCCUGUCUGGAUAAUUCUACGGUCCCUGAUUUCCGCUGCAAUGAUGGUUUGACAAUCCCGCAAGAUCAGGUUUGCGAUUACCGACCGCAAUGUGUGGGCAAAGAAGACGAGCGCUGGUGUGCCAACUGUGACUUUAUGGAGGACACGUGUGGGUGGAAGAGUGUGGAGACCUCAGAAGACCAGUCAAAGCUCUGGUGGCAGAGGAUUUACACAAACAUCACAGGUCCAGAUGAUCCCCACAGCUAUCACAUGGGCGUGUUGAAGAAGAGCGGCAGCGUUGUCAACAAACCGCGACUUUUAACUCGGGUUCUGCAGCCUACGCACCACACCUGCGCGCUGCACUUUGACUAUGAGCUUUAUGCAUAUGACUUUCCAGGCCCUGAGAUUAACAUAUACAUAGAGCACGGAGGAGCCGACCUCACAAAAGUCUUCCGCGCACAAAGCUUCUCUUCGGAGUGGCAGACGCUCGCGCUACCGCUGGGCAGCAUUUCCUCCUCAUACCACCUUCUGAUCGAGGCCGCUGCUUCAAUCGACCUCCUACAGGCAGUCAAUAUCGACGAGAUCCUGCUAUCGAACUGCUGGCCACCGACGCCGUGCGAAGAGGUGCCCGAGGGAUAUACCGUGUGCGAGAAUAAAGCCUGCGUUCCUCCCGAUGCAGUGUGUGACUUCACCGAUGACUGCGGGGACUACACAGACGAAGCGAGUUGUGAUAACUACCCUGCCAGAUGUGCCUUUGAAGACGGUUCGACGUGUGACUGGACUGCCACGGACAUGUUCAACCUGACGGAGGCGCGGCAGAGUACCUUGCCACCUUUCAGAGACCACACACUCAACACUGCCGCUGGUCACUAUCUGCAGAUGCUUAAGUCUGUCGUGACCGGAGCUUUAUACAGUCCUGUCAUUCACCCCUCUGCAGGAUGCCAGCUUCGGUUUUAUCAUGCCUUGGGUGGCAGUACCUCAACCAGCCUGCAUGUAAGGGCCCAGUCAGCAACAAGCAAUGAAAUCCUCACAGAAGAAACUCUCGAAGCCUAUACUACAGAAACAUUUUACUGGCAACGUUAUCAUGCGGAAUUCACCAUCUCCGAAACAUUUUAUUUCGCACUAGUGGGAGACAUUCCGGAGUCGGGCUCCGUUGGUCUCGAUGACAUCUCUCUUUCCCCCGAGUGCCAAGUGAGCCAGGCAACGCCCACGCCGCCCGUUCUUACCACCCCAGACCCGAGUGCGUGUGGAUCAGACCAGUACAAGUGUAAGGGCACUGGAGUCUGCAUUUCUAGAGAUCAGGUAUGUGACUUCAACCUCGACUGCGACCAAGGAGAUGACGAGGAGCUCUGCGGCACCACGACCUUCGAAAACAACACAGGUGGAUGGCAAGACGUUAGCGAGACUAGCUACUCCUGGUCGAGGGUGUACUCUCCCAACGCCCAGUACCCGAAUAACACUGCGCCAAUCACUGAUCACACUGGGGAUGGCGAGGGCUAUUAUAUGUGGGCUCCAGCUAAUCUUGCGGACAUCCCUGAAGCUAUGGCUAUCAUGAAGUCCCCCCCGGCUGGACCUCCUGCCAUGCCCUGCUCUGUAACCUUGUGGUACUACUGCAAAGACACGAUGCCUUCACUUAGCCUUUCUGCUUGGACAGCUGGGAAUUUCAAUGAAAUGAUCAAUUCCAAGGACCUCAGCUGUUCCGGCAACCAAGAAUGGCGUCAGGCUCAGCUUUAUAUAGGAGAACAGAACUACAGGAUUAGUGCUGAGGUGGCGAGCAUCAAGUGGGCCAGUGAUUGGUCGAGCACCAUGUAUGACGCUGCCGUCGAUGAUGUGUCGUUCUCGAAAUGCUCUAAAAACCAGGAGGCAUCAAGGGAUGACAUACAUUGCACAUUCAGUGAGCCCUGCGACCUUUAUCAAUCCAAGAACGACGGCAUGGACUGGAGCACUGAUGUUGAAAAUCACAAUACUUACGCUUUCGUAGCAGGAAACACGCAGUACUCGAGAGCCAUCUUGCAGACGUAUUGGCGCAAACCAUCUGUUGGUUUCUGUUUCUCGUUCAGGUACAUGUUAGAGAGCCAAGGUCAGCUAGAAAUUCUCCUGGUUUACAACGACAACUCGUCAGAUACUCUGUGGAAGCGAGGUGGUGGGAUGGAGUUCUUGGACUGGCGCCACGAACACCUUGAAAUCUCCACGCCUUAUUAUUACCAGGUCUUCAUACUUGCCACAACCCAAGGAACAGCAGACAGAGUAAGAAUUGAUGACGUAGACCUGAUACACAGUCCGUGUCCUCCGUCCCUCACGUGUAACUUCGACGAUGAGUCACAGGUCUGCAUGUGGGAUAACGCCUUUGAAUUGGGAGCGUCUCUGCCGUGGUCCAUCGGCUCGGGAAGUGAGAACAUAUCAGCUGGUCCAGACGUCGAUCAUUCUUGGGGAACACCUCUGGGUCAUUACGUGUAUCUGGACCUGCAGGGAAAUCAAGACGGGGAAAAGGCUUUAUACAAGAAUCCGGAUCCCAUUAACACGACCACCAGUGACGGCGACUGUUUCCGCUUCUGGUUCUACCUUUAUUCCCUCGACGCUGGGAAGGACGUGGGAGAGCUGGGUGUCCGUCUGCUGCUGAACGAGGCGACGCUCUCAGACCGGCUUUGGGAACACAGAUAUAACGGCCGAGAUGGAUGGCAAUACGGAGAGACUACGGUCAAGGAUGAAAAGAACUUUAGGGUUAUACUAGAAGGCUUGAGACUAACUGGCACAGCAGGACACAUGGCCUGGGACGAUCUGAGCGUAGUGAGAGGACCCUGUAAACCACCAGGAACCUGUGACUUCGAGUCCGGACUGUGUGGAUGGGUGGAUGUUCCGGACUCGCAGGGGAACAGCUGGGAGUGGCUGAAGGCAGAGGAAGCCAGCGACGGCGUUUUAGUUGACCACACGACUAACAGCGGAGAAGGCCACUAUAUAUCCUUUGACUUAAAGCAAUGUGCUUUUGGCUCCACCUGUUCUGCUGAACUUGUAAGCAACGACAUCACACCGACUGAUAAUACCUACUGCUUCUCUGUCUUCAUGAACAGUCUCCAGAGUAAUAGUGACACCAAUGUUGUCAGCGUAGAGAUCGUCAAUGUAGAAAGAAACACAUCCCGAGUGGCAGGGACAUUAUAUAAUCCAUUCAACUACGUCUGGAACAACUAUAAAAUCCCACUGAACAACAUCGACUACUUGUUCCACCUGCGCGUGAAGGUUAAGAUGCUUCAGGAUUUCCUUAAUGGCCAAGCAUACAACACCCUGGACGACCUACUGUUAGAAACGGGCAAAUGCGAAUGGACGGGCCUCACGACACUUUCACCUAUCACUACACCUGCACCGGAAUCGAAACUCACCUGUGACUUCGAGAACUCUAACCCCUGUGACUGGACGCAGGACCUGACUGAUGGAGGAGACUGGGUUCUCACCUCAGGGGCGCUUCUCAACUCCGAUCUGGGGCCUCUCGUUGACCAUACGACGCAUCUAUCGGAAGGCCACUUCAUGUACACCAAGUCCAGCGGAGGGAAGCGCACCAUCCGGCUGAUGUCUGAGACGUUCUCGAGCGAAGAAGGAGGAAGCUGUUUCUCUUUCUAUUACUACAUGCAUGGCAACAAACCACCUUUCCUCAAGUUCUAUAUUAUGCAAGACGGAGACAAACCCAGCGGCCUGGCAGACUGGGAACACCGCUCAGAGGUUGGAGAAACGUGGCAGAGAGUCGAAAUCCACAUUCAACAGCACAAACACCUGCAUUACCUGGUGUUGCAGGCCGAGACGCAACAGACUGAGACGGAUGAGGGACACACGGCUAUUGAUGACCUGUUACUAACUGCUGGGUCGUGUCAAGGAUUGGGAGACCACCCGUGUGACUUCGAGACGUCUGACCUCUGUGAAUAUGCCGCCACUGACCUGGACGGAGACUUCUGGGCGUGGGGUUGGGGAACGAAUCAAGAUUUGAAUAAUGCUCCGGAAAUAGAUCACUCGUACGGCUCAACCUACGGCCACUAUGUGUACCUAAGCCACCGUACUAACGAAGUAAAGAGCGAUGCUUUCCUUACAAGUCUUGUAGGUAGCAGCUCUGGUGCCAUGUACGUAUAUCCUGUUUUGUUCAUUUUUGUAUUGUGUAAUCAUGUACAUACUUAUUUUUAG